Molecule: messenger RNA, 5776 nt
Organism: Lymnaea stagnalis (great pond snail)
Lineage: Eukaryota; Metazoa; Mollusca; Gastropoda; Lymnaeidae
Source: the annotation of a GenBank genome assembly
ACUCUGUUCAAUUUUAUUCUUAACACGGAAUACUCCUUCAAUAUUUCAAUUUAUGUUUAUUAUUCAUUCUAGUAUAUUUAAAAUUAUUGCAAUUGAAUUUGUAUUUAAAAUUUUCAGUUGGAUUCCAGAAAAUGUUUGGCAUAAUAGUUUCAGGACGUCUGGUAAUUUAUUGCAACUAUUAGUAGUGUUAGGCUGCUUUAUUUAAUUUAAGAAAAACACUGGUCCUCACUGGACCUUCUGGUCCUGGUUUUUCAAAUUUGUCUGCUGGGAAAUAUUAAAUUCAAUUUAAUAUGUGGUGUGGUUUGUAAGCCACAAAUAAAAACUAGACUAGAGUGUUGUCACUUAUCCAGGCUGCGGCUAUUGGUAGUAAACUGCCAAUAGUUUCUAGGCUCUAGGGAACUAUUUGGGCUUACCAACUAAUUGUAGUUAACUACUAAACUAGCAAUGGCAAUAGUUUAUAGAGUAGAGAGCUAUUGCCAAUGGGAGUCGCUUAGUCGAUUGAUUUGUCACGUGAUGAGAGUAAAAACGAGUAAGACUUCCGGUAGGCUGUUUACAACACACUAGUGCUUGACAACAGUAGCCCGAUACACAAUGUUCGGCUUUUGGCUGUUCAAACAGUCAAGUUGAGGACAGCGGUAUAAGUCUGCAUAAGUUUUCGCUUAAGGAUAAAGAAAAUUUAAGACAAUGGCUUGACAAAGUGGACCUUCGUUAAUUAUUCACAUGAAAUCUUGUUCCAAUCGGUUAUUAAAAUAUUCCUUCGCCGCACGGAUAUUGAAUAAAAACGCAAAUGACGUCAUGGGUAUGCCGACAUUUCGUCCAAUGAAAAUUAACAAUAAAAUAAACAAAGGGGAAUGACAGCUGCAGCAAUAUUGAAUAAACACACAAAUGACGUCAUGAGCACGCACGGAGCUCAACAACAGCCUGCCGAUAAUAGUAUUGAUAGUUCCCAUCGAAUAUCGCUCACAAAUUUUUCUUGAAAUAACUUUCUUCCUUUAAUCAUAACUGACGUAUAUUUAUUGUCACAUUUAUGUAUUUAAUUUAAAAAACGCGGGUAUUCCAGAAUAUUUUGAAAGGUAAAAUUUUUAAGUAACAUGACAUUGGGGAAGCACUGAUGAAGUAUCUUUUGUUGUGUGUAGCAGCCUAGUGAUGGCUUACUCUCAUCACGUGACCAAACAAGGAAGUGACUAAGCGACUCCCAUUGGUACUCCACAACCAGUUGCUUCUUGGCGUCUGUUGGUAAAUUUCUAUAAAAAACUACCAAUUGGUGAUAGAUUGAUGUAUUGCAGUAUCGAAAAAGUUAAGUCUUAAAUAGUAUUGGUAAUUAAAAUUAGUCAGAGGUGUUGUCACUACUACAAACUAGUAAUGAAUGAACGGAGCAAUACUUUGCCAGUGUCAUAGAAAGCGGGUAUUUCAAGCUCCAAUUUUGUUUUGAUUUGAUUGGCUGGACUACCAAUAGGUCUCUGGAAGCUAUUGGUAGUUUACUAAAAAUAGCUCCCUAGAACUAGAAGCUAUUUAUUGGUAGUUAUCUACCGGGUACCAUUAGACACUUUCUAUCCAUAUCACUAGUCUACAACAGAAGUUUAGAAUUUAACUACCAUUUUGUAAAGUAGGCCUAAUUGAUGAUAAUUUUUGAGCAGGUGCAAACAGAAUUUCAUCCAGUUAGUGAAUCCCAGUUUCUUUUCAACAUCCCUGAAGCUGAUAACAUCAAUCAUGUUGUUAUAUUUAUGACUGGGCAGACGCCAUUUCCAGAUGGAUUAGGUGCUGCAGGUAUAGAGAUAAAUUAUUUACUCCAUUUUUAAACUGAUCAAGAAAAGCAGUCUAUUAAUUUCAUUAAAAAAUGGCCUAUACUCUAUACUUAUUGUCUAUACUACCAUUUAGUAGAUGCUUUAGACAUCAUUGCACCUAUUUAACAAUAAAAAUUUUAAACCAACUACAGUGGAACCCCGCUAUAACGCUCCCCGCCUUAGCGCGAAUUCGGAUAUAACGCGGUCGUAGCAUGGCUCCCGAAAUUUGAAAUUCAUUUACUCCAUCAGGCCUAAGUUCUUUGAAAAUUUUAUCCAUUGCUUGGAAAGCCAUUUUUUAAAGCGAAAAAAUCACAACUUUUCAAAAUAUCGUAGCAAAAAAAUUAUUGAAUAUUUAAAAUCUGUACGAUUUUCAAUGAAAUUACAUCCAUUGAACUGCAUGCCACGACGGCAUGGUAGCAUACGGUUUUGAUACACUUUUCAUGAUAUAGUGAUAGUCUGGUAUUAUCGGUCAAUCUGUAUUAUCGUUCAAACAAAUAAAAAUUGGUAAAUGUUUUUAAUGCACAGUAAUAACCUAUAAAUAUAUUAGCCAUAGAUUAUUUUGAAUAUAUCUUAAUUAAUGCAUUCCAUUUAAUAUUCAUCUGAUGAUAAGCCGACUUUUGAUCAUUGUACAUUUAUACACGUAUAUGUUCUCGGAAAAAAGUUAAAUAUUGUAAAACCGCGCAUUAACGCAACCCCACUUUUAACGUGAUUCGAUUUUAAGGACCCCGAUCAUCGCGUUAUAGGGGGGUUCCACUGUACAAGCAAAUAAUAAUAUAAAAAAAAUAAUUAAACAAAAUAGAACUGGUACUGUAUCUGUGGAUCCUGCAUAUCCUCUUCUUUGUUGUUUAAAAUAUUCAGAUGCAGUUUUCAGGUAAUAGAGAUAUCGCAGUUUCUAUAUUUAGAAUUUGCAGUUGAGUAUGAUGGACAGAAAAUAUUAUUAGUACCGGGUAUUAGGUUCUUAAAUUAGUUUUAAAAAUGUUAGUUAAUACUUUUCCUCACUGCAUAUUUUCUGUUUUUAAAAAAAAAAAUUAAUGAGAGUGUGAUUUCUAAAAUAAAAUUUUAGUCAUAACAAAAACUAUUGAAAACAGGUUUCUGUCUAAAGAGCUCAUCAGGAAAGGAAAUAAUUUAAAAUAAGACUGAAAUUUAGCAAUAAGGACAGCAUCAUGUUAACAUUCUUUGACUGUAAUAUUUCUUGCAAAUUCUUACUUGUUUUUUUUUUGGAAAUUUUCCUAUAUAUGGUCCAUAACCAGAAUUUUUGUAGCAAAGUAAAGUAAAAAUUAGCAACCUGAACAUACAGAAGAAAAACAUUAAAUUAGAAAAUUUCAUGAAAAAUAAAUUGUCACCAAAACUAAUAUCUUGCUCAUCCUCAGUAUAUUUCUCCUGGCCACGCCCAGAGGGACCAGUGUGGACUCUUCUUGGCCAUAUUUCCAACCAGAAACCGAGUGCCAUCUACAAAAUAUCUUCCUUAAAAACACGUAGGUUUGAAUUUGAGAUCAAUACCCUAAAUAUAAAUAACAAGCCUUGAUGAGGCUGAAUAUAAAUAAUCUGGCCAUGUGAACCAGUUUUAACAUUUUAACAAAAAUAUCAGUUAUUUUCCAUUAUUCAACUUUAUAUUUUCAAUGAGGUCAUAAGUGGAAACGUACAAUUUUAGUGAACAUUAUCUUGGUGAAAGGCUUGGGAAACAUGGCAGAUAUUUGAGUGUUUAAAGUGAGAAGUAGCAGUCUUAUGAGAGAAUUAAAAUAUGAUAUAUCGGUACAUUUGUGAAACAUUUGAUUUUAAACUAUAUAAAAAGAAAAGAAACAUUCAAGAAUUUUAGUAAAAUUUAUCAUACUUUCUCCUGGCAAUAUUAAUCUGUCAUUCUUGUUGUUAAUCUCUUGUUUUGUUGUUGCCAUUUAGCUGACAAUGAUGACAAUCAGAUUCAUUUUGGAGAUAUGUCCCACCAGCAGUCCCAUUUAGCUCAGAUUGGAAUAUCUGUUGAACCACUGGACCAACUAGCCCAACAAGUGCCUGCGUCUCAAGUCACUGCCUCAGGAUCUGUACCCACUUUUCUGGAGUUUGCCACAAAAAUGUUGGAAAAUUUCUUCAACUUCUCUUCCUCCUUUGCUGUCACACAGAGUCAGAUGGUGCCAAACCCUAGUGAAACAUUUGUGCCACUGAGCACAUUGAAAAAUUGGUUUGAAAACUUUCAGAGGCGUUUGCAACAGAACCCUUUCUUUUGGAAGUCUUAAUAAUAUAUUGUUUCAUUCCUUUUUCAUUGAUUGUUCAAAAUUUGACACUAUGGAGAAGAUUAAACCCCUUUGAUCCCAAGUGUCAAAAUUUGCUGUAUUGUACUUUGCAAAAGUAUGUAACUGUUACUUCCCAUUCACCUGUGUGAAAGCACACUAUAUCCUCUGUCUAAAAUGGAAAUGAAUGGCUUGAUUGGCUUCAGCAUUGAAAAUUAUCUCAACCUUAUUGUUGCUCUUGAACACUGUAACUAUAACAUCAUCAUUUAGUACAAAAACAUGUUCACAUUCUUUAUUUGACAUUAUUGAAUUUAAUUUUUAAAACUUUAAUGAAUAUGAUAAUUCCUUCUAUUACGGGUCAAAAUAAUUUUUUAAGAUAUAGAAUCAGACUUGAAUGGUGAGCAAUGUACUUACAAUAGGCGUACUAAAGAAAUAAAAAUAAAUGUUUUCUGUUAAAAGAGAAUGGAAAAGCUAAGAUGAGUGAGACAUUUUUUUAAAUUUCAAUUUUGUUUUUCAAACACUAAAACUUUCUUUAAUUGUGAUACCUAACCAGCCAAGUAUGUAGAUAGAGAAAUGCUUUUAAAUAUACUUGAUGAUGAACCACUCAUAAGGACUCCAGUCAGAACUAAAACUAUAUACAAAUCUAGAUAACAAGUGUGUCCAGUUGGUUCAUUCACAGUUAAAUAUAAAUGUUUGAACAUUUUUUUUGGCUCAUACACAGUACCGGUACAAAGGAUUUUAUUCCUCUUAAUUUGUGUACAAUAAGUUGUCCUGAAUCUGGGUCUUGUCCUUCGUUGACCUUUAUUGGCAUCAAAUGAUACUGUAUUCAUUGCUCCAAUUUACUAGCCAUGCAUUCAGUAUGUAAUAUUUAAAAAAAAAAACAUUAUACGGUACAGCCAGUCAUAGGAUAUAAUAUAAUCCUACUGAAUCCUACAAAUUUCAAUUAUUUUGACAUAUACUUUAAUGAGCAAAGCUAAAAGAGGUGAACAAAAUUUUUAAUCAAAAGAACAUUCAGCAUCAAAGGGGUUUAAAAAACUUGUUCAUACUUUGCUGUCUUAGUGCAGGCUUUUCCAACUCAAAAUCAUUAUUUUUCAUUUAAUGUCCAAUAAAAGCACUUCAUGAGAUUUAAUAUUUAAAAUUACAGAAGUAUUCAUUCAUUUAUUCAAAUUUAUUGAAUUGUAAUUUUACCAUUAUGAAACUUAUUUCUUGUGCAGAUUAAGCCACUUGUUUAUAUAUGGUAUUCUUGUUUUAAAUGUUUUAUCUUACAAUUUGAAUGUUUGGUAUGAAACAGGUUCAAGUUGAAGGUUAUAAAAAAGAGUGCAUGAAAAUGUGUAUGCAUAAUUAAAGGAUGACAAUUUUUUUCCGUUGCAUUUAAGAACUGUUAAAUAAGAUACAGUAGUUAAAGUUAAAUAUAUAGAUGUAGAAGAAUGGUUGAUACUUAAGCAAAAUAAAUUCUUGAAUUGUCUUAUUAAAUGUUUAUCUAAUGCUAAGAUCUUUUAAUGAAUCUUUUUGAUUGAUAAUUGUUUGUAUCCAUGUUUUUGAUUAACUAUAGAUUUUAAUUGACAUGCGAAGUACAUUUUGUUUAGUAAACUUUUUCGAAACAAUCAUAAAGAUUGUUCCUUUUUACAAAUUAAGUGUAUUUUAUGUUUGUUACAAAGUCCAAGCUUAAAAUAUCAAUAUGGUACAUUAUUAAUUAAAUUGCUUCUGAUUAAAUUUCAUAUCCUAUUCCCAACCUUUUCCAUACUCACCAUCCCCUACAAAUUAUUUGAG